This is a messenger RNA of Aegilops tauschii subsp. strangulata, 1881 nucleotides long. Its product is annotated as protein DJ-1 homolog C. Gene Ontology annotation, biological process: glyoxal metabolic process. NCBI's taxonomy places the organism in Eukaryota, Viridiplantae, Streptophyta, Magnoliopsida, Poales, Poaceae. The record is from RefSeq and is a predicted model, not a curated record. Gene Ontology annotation, cellular component: cytoplasm.
AAACUCCAAAUUCUAAUGCUCUCAACGUCUAAACCCCUUCUCGCCCCGACUUCCCUUACUGCCAUGGCGAUCCGGCUACCGCCACAUGCACCAACCCACUAUGCCCCGCCUCACUGGCAGACACCGCCAUUCCGCUCCAUCACGCGAGUGGCUCCUUCUCCUUCCACCACCGCAACGGCAGUCUCGUUGCCGCCAUCUCCCAAGAAGGUUCUUGUGCCCAUUGCCAUGGGCACGGAAGAAAUGGAGGCAGUCAUCCUAGCCGGUGUUCUCAGGCGAGCGGGCGCUGACGUAACACUGGCCUCUGUGGAGGACGGUCUCGAGGUUGAGGCUUCCUAUGGGACGCGCAUCAUCGCAGACAAGUCCAUUGCAGCGUGCGCCGACCAGGUGUUCGACCUUGUGGCUCUCCCGGGAGGAAUGCCUGGUUCAGUGCGGCUGAGAGACAACAAGAUCCUUCAGAGAAUUAUGGUUAGACAAGCUGAAGAGAAAAGAUUAUAUGGUGCUAUAUGUGCUGCACCAGCUGUUGUUCUCAUGCCCUGGGGUCUUCACAAGGGAAGAAAGAUCACCUGUCACCCGUCGUUCAUAGGAGAUCUUCCAACAUUCCGAGCUGUUGAGUCAAAUGUUCAGGUUUCAGGAGAGCUCACUACUAGUCGUGGUCCUGGGACAGUAUUUCAGUUCGCUUUAUCAUUUGUCGAGCAAUUGUUUGGGCCUCAUUCUGUUGAAGAUGUGGACAGUACUUUGAUUGAUGCCGGUCUUGAGAGAAGUACAGAAGUCAACAGAGUUGAGUGGCCUUUUGAUCACAAACCUCAGGUUCUCAUUCCAAUUGCAAAUGGGUCUGAGGAGAUGGAGAUCAUAAUGUUGGUGGAUAUUUUAAGACGGGCAAAUAUAAAUGUGGUGUUGGCAUCAGUUGACAAGUCCACAAAUAUUGUUGGGUCUCAAAGAAUGAAGAUUGUUGCUGAUAAAUGCAUAUUGGGUGCUUCUGAUUCAAAAUAUGAUCUAAUCAUUAUUCCUGGGGGACCUGGUGGAGCUGAGCGUCUUCACAGGUCUACAACUCUUAAGAAGCUACUCAAGGAACAGAAGCAAGCAAGCAGGAUGUAUGGUGGGAUCUGUUAUUCUCCAUUGAUAUUGCAGAAGCAAGGUUUACUCCAGGAUAAAACAGUGACUGCUCAUCCUUCCAUAGUCAAUCAGCUCACUUGCCAGGUUAUUGACCGAUCAAAGGUCGUGAUUGAUGGAAAUUUGAUUACUGGGAAGGGACUCGGAACAGUCAUGGAUUUUUCCCUGGCCAUUGUAAGAAAAUUCUUUGGCCAUGGGCGAGCGAAAGGUGUGGCAAAUGGAAUGGUUUUUGACUACCCAAAGAGCUGAAACACCUAGCAUUUCUGCUACUACGGAGUAUGCGCUGAAUGUUUGGUUAUGCUAUAUGGAUCUUGCUAUAGCUAUGCUCAAAAUUUGAGGUGACUGCCUCUUGCGGUGGUGGCAAAAUUUUCUUCUGUUGCCGCCUUACUGGAUAUCUGCAGACUGCAGUGAAAUGUCCACUAAACAUGUUGGGAUGAACCACAACUGCAUUGGGAAAAUCCAGUUGGGGUCAGUUCAUCUCGAGAUGUUCUGCACCGAUGCGGCAUCAUGACCCUCCAGGGCCGCGGGCAGGACCUCCUCAGCGGGCGGCUCCAAGUAUGGCAGCAGCAUCAUGCGUGAGUGGGCGGUGGACCCGUCGCGGGACAGCAUGCGACAACAUAUAGGAACUAUGUGAACUUGACAAGUUUAUUUCCAACUUCUGGGCAAUCUGCCUGCGUACGCUUUCCUGAAUAUCGAGGUGCAUGACCUGCAAACAUGACGAUACAGCAAGCAAAUUAUAAUUUUGCUUCGUGACUGAACGAGUUUAUGUUA